CGUGUUGCCACAGACAACCAGCUAGCAACAGCGCAGGCGCGGACAGAACACGCAGUAACAACGCACCCAGGGACACCUAACAAGACAAACAAACGCCUCUUUUGAGGAUUCUGGAGAAUGGCAGUGAAUGUGUACUCCACAUCUAUGACCAUAGAGAACCUGAGCAGACAUGACAUGCUCGCUUGGGUCAACGAUUCUCUGCAGCUCAGCUACACAAAAAUAGAGCAGCUCUGCUCAGGUGCAGCAUAUUGCCAGUUUAUGGACAUGCUGUUCCCCGGGUGUAUUCUUCUGAAGAAAGUGAAGUUCCAGGCCAAAUUGGAGCAUGAGUACAUCCACAACUUCAAAGUGCUACAAGCAGCCUUCAAGAGAAUGAAUGUAGACAAGAUCAUCCCGGUUGAAAAGCUGGUGAAAGGAAAGUUCCAGGAUAACUUCGAGUUUGUUCAGUGGUUUAAAAAAUUAUUUGACGCAAACUACGACGGGAAAGAGUACGACCCUCAAGCAGCACGACAAGGCCAGGAAGUCACGCCUACACCCAACCCAGGACCACAGAGGACGUCACCAACAGUACCCAAAAACAUGCCAACCCCUCAGCGGCCUAUCAGCUCUACCCUGACAAAUGUAAAACGGGGCACACAUGUGUUACGGAAUGGCGGAAGUGAUGCAGAGCUUCUGGAACUCAACCAGCAGCUGAUGGACCUGAAGGUGACAGUACAUGGCCUGGAGAAGGAGAGGGACUUUUACUUUGGCAAACUACGUGAUAUCGAACUCAUCUGCCAGGAACACGAGAGCGAAAACAACCCAGUUCUUGCAAAGAUUGUCGACAUCCUCUAUGCUACUGAGGAUGGUUUUGCUCCUCCAGAGGAUGAUGAAAUUGACGAACAGCCACAAGUCCAGGAUGAAUACUAAAUAGUAAAAACGUAUACAUCUACUCUGCUUCUUAUCUCUUUUCUUCUCCUCCUCUGCCCUCAAUCAUCCUCACUUUGACCUUUUUAUCUUUUGAUGAUCUUGAUUUUUUUUCCUUUCAUUUACUCACUCUGAGUAUGACUCUUUUUGGUCCAUUUCCUUCGAAAGAACCAGCAGGUGACUUACAUCAUAGCCUUUAACCCAUGGGUGUGGUGUGGUGAAUUGAUUGAGUGGCUAAAAAUAGUUUUUGCUUAUGUAAUUGGUUUUAAAUACCAUUUGUACUUAAUGGUAGAGUUCAGUUUUUAUCCAUGCUAUACCACUGGCCAUGAAUAUUCUUUUGAUUCUAAAAUGUCUUCAUUGUAUAGAGCAUUGCUACUCAAAGUGAUUUUUAUAACACUUUAACAUGUACACCAGAACAUUUAUGGUAACAUAUCUAAAACAUCUAAGUCAGAACACUAGGAGAAAGUAAGAAUUUCCUACUUGGAUAUUGUGUACUAAUGCAAAGCAAACCAUUUUAAUAGACAGCAGGAUAUAAACUAGACCACAGCUUCAUCAGACUAUGAAAUAGAUGAAUAAAGUGCAACCACAUAAACACUCAACGUAAUCUUCUACUACUACUACUACUAGCACUACUACUGUACCUGGCUGUUUUAAAACAUUUCCUAAAGAUCUGCUGUUUGUUUUUUAAUGGCUGCUUCAUCUGAUCGCAAAAUGUCCACAUGGUUUGCAUUUUGCAUCUGUGAUUUAAAUUCUUUUGGUUUUAUUGAGGGUGUUUCUACUAUAGACCCGUUGUGCAUGACCUCACGCCUCAUGUGAUUUAAUUUCUCCUGGGGGACAACCAGACACCGUCUUUCCUGUAAGCAAGGCUUAAUCUGUUUUUAAAUGGGGUUCAUUUUUGCACUGUUUUUUGUUGUUCAAAUAGAGAAAAAGAUUUAAAGAUAUUAUCGUCUCUCUGGAAUUUUGUCUUGAACUUCUGAUUUGGGCUUAGGAACUUGGCUUGGGCAUUUCUGUAGAAAGGAAAAAUCUCUGAUCCGGGAAUAGUUGUUGGGUUUGUUUGUUUUUUUUCCCCCCCACAGCAGUAGGAAGAACUCAGUAGGCCUUUUUAUCUGUAACUCUCAGUGAAUCCCUUUGUUUCACUCUAGCUUCGAGCCCACAACAACGAUGCUAUGUGAGAACCGCUCUCUCCAAGGUCUGCCCUACAGUCGCAAUGUGCGGCCACAAUCUUGCCAUUUUCUUCACUGACAGUCUACAGAGUUAAAGGUUUUUGGUCAUUCUUUGCGAGUAAUUAACGUAGAAUAGAAUAUAGGUUGUAUUCAGUCAUGUGACUUUUGCUUGCGAGUUUACUUCAGUGAAUGAAGUGGUGGUCAGGCAAACCGAUUUGGCUGCCGUUAUGCAGAGAGCUAGUGAAACAGUCUCCGAAUAUUUUUGCAGUUUAGAAGCCAAUCCACAGUCAAGAUACACUAUAUUGCCAAAAGUAUUUGCUCACCCAUCCAAAUUAUCGGAAUCAGGUGUUCCAAUCACUUCCAUGGCCACAGGUGUAUAAAAUCAAGCACCUAGGCAUGCAGACUGUUUUUACAGUUUGGAUCUGGCCCCUUCCUCUUCCAACAUGACUGUGCCCCAGUGCACAAAGCAAGGUCCAUAAAGACAUGGAUGACAGAGUCUGGUGUGGAUGAACUUGACUGGCCUGCACAGAGUCCUGACCUCAAUCCGAUAGAACACCUUUGGGAUGAAUUAGAGCAGAGACUGAGAGCCAGGCCUUCUCGUCCAACAUCAGUGUGUGACCUCACAAAUGUGCUUCUGGAAGAAUGGUCAAAAAUUCCCAUAAACACACUCCUAAACCUUGUGGACAGCCUUCCCAGAAGAGUUGAAGCUGUUCUAGCUGCAAAGGGUGGACCGACGUCAUAUUGAACCCUAUGGAUUAGGAAUGGGAUGUCACUUAAGCUCAUGUGAGUCAAGGCAGGUGAGCAAAUACUUUUGGCAAUAUAGUGUACCUUCAGAAAGUUGCUCUUUGUGAUGGGAUAGAUCCUUACACGCUAGUAAAGAAGAAUUUUUCCUAUGAGUUGGAAAAUUAUCCAUCCGUUGAGUUCCCUGACAUCUCAGACUACCUGGUGCUGCAGACAUCGUUCUACACGGACACACACAUGAAAACCUGGAAGAGCAUGGAGACAUACAAUAUUUUUUUAUAUAUGUGGCUGGGUUAAAGAUCUGGAGAUCAGGACACUACAAGAUACAGGAUUUAUCAUUUUUGCCUGGGUAAGUAGCCUUUUGGGGCUUUUUGUAUGUGUCUUUGCGGUGGUUGCUAAGACGCUACAAGUUUUAGUAUUGGGUGUAAACAAACCACAGCCACUUGCUUCUCAGUCCUCCCUGCUCUUCUCUUUCAGCAAAUGAUGAGGUUUUUUGUAUAUUAAAAGAGAAAAUGGAGUGAGAAGGUACAUUCCAACAUCUGUGUAGGUAACACUAGGUCACAAAUCUACAUAAUUUCUCCAGUCGUUUUGAGGAAUUUUGUAUGGAUCAUAACCACUAAAAAAACCUCUAAUUUCUGCGUAUAUCUAUCCUUUGCUUCUUUCUGACUAAGAUUAUCCAAUAAUACAGUCAUAAAGCUUUUUUUAGCUGUAGUUUUCUUUGAACUACAGACAUCUGACAUCUUCAGUAUUGCUUGUCUUCAAUAUGUAAACAAAGUUUGCUUGUCCCCCAGGACAAGUGUAGCAACGGUUACUAAUCUAAGUGUGACAUCAGUGCAAGGGGUCUAUACAGGAACCAAUUUAAAUGUGUGAAAAAGAACCAGUGAUCAGAGACCCCUUAUAAAUUUUACAGUUGUGUGAACAAACCUGGAUUCUAGCUAUGUUUCUUCCCAUGCCUUCUCAAAUGAAAUGGGUUUAGCAUCGCAACAUGCAAGCAUCAACACUACUGAAGCAAGAUGAGUGCAUGAAGAAUUAAAACAGGAAGCUGAUCAUUCACAUCCAAGUAAAUAUAUUUUGGUAGCCUGGGAAAAUAAAAGCUAUGUUCUCUCUGAUGAUUGAGUUAGAAUUUAGUGUCUGCAUUUUGCAGCUGUAGGAAUCUAAGAUUUAUUUAUUUAUUAAAGAUGGCUAUUAAAUGAGAUGCUAAAACCAAUCAUAACAACUUGGGUUUCAUUUUAAAAAUUAAUAUUAGAAUAAAAACAUGCCAACGUGAGCGGUGGUUAUUUGUUACUGACUGAAUUCUAAAACUGAGUUUUUAGCUAUUAUGUCAGUGUUGUAUUUUUUUUUUUCAUGUUUCACAUGCAUUGUUGCCAUGAAGGUUGAUUUUGAUUGACAGGAUCUGUCUGUAACUCGUUAAUUUUGUCCCUCACUUAUUUGGAGUUUUACUAUGUAAAAUAAAGUGUAUUCUGACGAUGAAAAA
This is a messenger RNA of Neoarius graeffei (lesser salmon catfish), 4281 nucleotides long. It is a transcript of the gene mapre3b, whose product is annotated as microtubule-associated protein, RP/EB family, member 3b. The record is from RefSeq and is a predicted model, not a curated record. Gene Ontology annotation, molecular function: microtubule plus-end binding. Lineage: Eukaryota; Metazoa; Chordata; Actinopteri; Siluriformes; Ariidae. The transcript is spliced from 7 exons. Gene Ontology annotation, cellular component: microtubule plus-end; microtubule organizing center; spindle midzone. Gene Ontology annotation, biological process: protein localization to microtubule plus-end; spindle assembly; regulation of microtubule polymerization or depolymerization. Bases 118 to 906 code for a protein of 262 amino acids.